Molecule: messenger RNA, 1302 nt
Organism: Stegodyphus dumicola
Lineage: Eukaryota; Metazoa; Arthropoda; Arachnida; Araneae; Eresidae
Source: RefSeq, a predicted model, not a curated record
AUGACUCGAGUAAUAUCUGCUCUGAAACUUAAUGUGAAUAAUGUAUUUUUCUGGAGUGACUCUUCGAUAGUCUUGGCUUGGCUGAAAAAGGAGCUCUGUUGUAUGAAAACGUUUGUUGCUAAUCGAGUUGCGGUGUUUCAAGAAAUGACGGAGGUGCGACAGUGGCAUCUCGUCCCAUCUAAACAGAACCCUUCGGAUCUUAUAUCAAGAGUUGUUGAUCCGGCCAAAUUUCAACUGUGUGAACUGUGGUGGCGUGGUGCCCCAUUUCUUCUUCAACCUGUUAUGACUAAGUGCCAAGAUGAUAUCCCUGAGGAGUCCGAAGAACUGUAUCUUCGCGAAUUAAAACCACCAGCAGUAAGUGAAAUAUAUGCACUUAUUAACACUUAUGAGCCAUUAGAUGUCAUCAAUAAUUGUUCAUCUUACAACGAAUUGCUAAGAGUAGUGGCUUGGUGCAUAACACCAGAUCAUGAUGGAGUACUCAGAGUGGGUGGCAGACUGAAAAACAGUGACUUAAGUGAAAUGAGAAAACAUCCUAUGUCUGUGCAGCAACAGAUGGCUGAUUUACCAGCUGCGAGAGUGACCGUAUCAAGAGUUUUUGCUAAAACAGGACUCGAUUUCUGUGGUCCAUUUGUGGCCUUGCACUUUGAAAUUGUAAAUGAUUUAGCAAGUGCAGCAUUUACAGCAGCACUUAAACGUUUUAUUGUCAGGCGAGGUAAACCCUCAGAUAUUUUCAGUGAUAAUGGCAGAAAUUUUGUGAGUGCUCAUAGAGAAUUAAGAGCGAUUUUAAAAUCUUUAUUUAAGGAUAAAAGUGAGGAAGAAAUCAAAGGUUUCAAAGGUUAUUUGGCUAAUGAAGGUAUAAAUUGGCAUUUUAAUCCUCCCUCUACUCCUCACUUUGGAGGUUUAUGGGAAGCUAGUGUCAAAUCCCUUAAAUAUCACUUAAAACGUGUGGUGGGAAAAACAAUUCUACCUUAUGAAGAAUUUUUUACUCAAAUUUUUCAAAUUGAAUCUGUACUUAAUUCUCGCCCUCUUUGUCCCAUAUCAAAUGAUCCAAAUGAUGUAGAGGCAUUGACACCUGCUCACUUUCUUAUUGGUUCAUCUUUAAUUGCAUUGCCUGAACCUAAUUUUACAGAGAUUCCUAUAAAUCGGAUAACUAGAUGGCAAAUGGCUCAGAAAUUAAAUCAAAAAUGUCAAGAUAAUAUUAUUCGCGUUGUGACACUUAAAGAUAAAAAUGGAACCUAUAAAAGACCAAUGACAAAAAUUGAACCUUUGCCUUUUGUUAAUGAAAAGGUUUCAGUUACUUAA